AAGAUGCUGCCUCGUACGGCCCUCACCAUCAUGUCCUGGAUGCUGCUUUCCUGCUUGAUGCUCCUUUCUCAGGUGCAAGGUGAAGAUGCCAAGCAAGAUGUGCCGUCUUCACGCAUCAGCUGCCCCAAGGGCUCCCGUGCCUAUGGCUCCUAUUGCUAUGCCUUGUUUAGUAUAUCUAAAAACUGGUUUGAUGCAGAUCUGGCCUGCCAGAAGAGGCCCUCGGGACACCUUGUGUCUGUGCUCAGUGGGGCUGAAGCUUCCUUUGUGUCCUCCAUGAUUAAAAGCAGUGGCAACAGUGCCCAAAAUGUGUGGAUUGGCCUCCACGACCCAACACUGGGCCAAGAACCCAACAGAGGCGGAUGGGAAUGGAGCAAUGCUGACGUGAUGAAUUACGUCAACUGGGAGACUAAUCCUUCCUCUACCUCGGGCAAUCACUGUGGUACCCUGUCACGAACCUCAGGAUUUCUGAGGUGGAGAGAGAUUUAUUGUAACUCAGAGCUACCCUAUGUCUGCAAAUUCAAGGCCUAGAGAACAGAGUUGACACCAUGAUUUGAUAUGUACCUCACCAUGAUCAAGAACCCAAAUGUGAAGAUUGAGGAAAAAGGGAACGUUCUCCCAACAUUCCAAAACUGACCUCCUGAUUUUCUCCUCCUCUGCCCCUUCCUUCCUUCCUUUUAUUUGAGGCUCUUCUGUUUGUACUAUAGGCUGAGUUCUCAAAGCAUGAUAAUAAAAUACAUAACUAAGCUCA
Molecule: messenger RNA, 748 nt
Organism: Apodemus sylvaticus (European woodmouse)
Lineage: Eukaryota; Metazoa; Chordata; Mammalia; Rodentia; Muridae
Product: regenerating islet-derived protein 3-gamma
Exons: 5
Coding region: 4-528 (174 amino acids)
Biological process (GO): positive regulation of cell population proliferation; venom-mediated disruption of cell wall in another organism; antimicrobial humoral immune response mediated by antimicrobial peptide
Molecular function (GO): signaling receptor activity; oligosaccharide binding; peptidoglycan binding
Source: RefSeq, a predicted model, not a curated record